Solanum dulcamara is the source of this 1011-nucleotide messenger RNA. RefSeq names its product cytochrome c oxidase subunit 6b-1-like. The coding region runs from base 163 to 711 and encodes 182 amino acids. The transcript is spliced from 5 exons. Gene Ontology annotation, cellular component: respiratory chain complex IV; mitochondrion. Lineage: Eukaryota; Viridiplantae; Streptophyta; Magnoliopsida; Solanales; Solanaceae. The record is from RefSeq and is a predicted model, not a curated record.
UGAGCCUUUUCCAACGGCAGAUCAGAUGCCUCUCCAUUUUCUAUCGCCAUCGCUCCCAAUGACUCAAUACUGACGAACUGAGCAUUCUACCAGAAAACCUACCUUUGCUAUUGUCUUGGUCUAAGCUUGGCCCAUCGGCCGCCGUCGCAGCUGAAUUCAGCAAUGGCCGCAGUCGAAACCUCAAAUGUUGCAUCCUUAUCUGAGCAAUACUUACUGAAAGACCACGAAGAGAAAUCCCUCACGACAGCAAAACCGGUGGAAGAAGCUGAUGUUAAGACCCCUUCAGCUGCUCCAGCUGAAGAAGUUAUUUCCAAAACUGAGGAGAAUCCAGUGGUUGAGAGCACCGAAGUUGCCCCUGCACCUGAGGAAAGCAGUGAAGCUGUAGCUGAAGCCCCUCCUGCUGUGGAAACUUCCAGUGAUGAAAGCAGCGAAAGUACUGAAGAUGAGACCUCAGGAGAUCAGGAGUCUGCUGUUGAAACCCCUGAGAUUAAGCUUGAGACAGCGCCCGCUGACUUCCGCUUUCCUACCACAAAUCAGACGAGACACUGCUUUACAAGAUAUGUCGAGUAUCAUCGGUGCACAGCUGCAAAGGGUGAAGAUGCACCUGAGUGCGACAAGUUUGCCAAGUACUACCGAUCCCUUUGCCCUGGUGAAUGGGUUGACAGAUGGAAUGAGCAGAGAGAGAAUGGAACCUUUCCUGGACCAUUAUAAAUUGUGGUGCCCAAAUUGUUCUCGUUCUUUCUGCAUCUGAAUUCUCAAAUGCAUGGUGGCUCCAUUUUUGUUAUGAAUAAAAUUUGGCGUGCUUAUUGGAUCUAGCUCAAGCCUUCAAUGAGUUCAUUGUUACAACAAAGUUAUUUUGGAUCAUCACUUGAGUUGUCCUCUUCCAAAAUACAAUUUUAUGCAUCGAUGUCCUGUAGAUUAUCGGUGAUGAAUCAUCUAGUGAAACCUGUUGACAUUUUUAUAAAUGAUGCGAACUGAUCAUUAAUAUCACACAAAUAAUGCUUAUUUUUU